Messenger RNA from Olea europaea var. sylvestris, 1617 nucleotides. Its product is annotated as AT-hook motif nuclear-localized protein 20-like. The record is from RefSeq and is a predicted model, not a curated record. NCBI's taxonomy places the organism in Eukaryota, Viridiplantae, Streptophyta, Magnoliopsida, Lamiales, Oleaceae. The transcript has a single exon. Gene Ontology annotation, cellular component: nucleus. Gene Ontology annotation, molecular function: minor groove of adenine-thymine-rich DNA binding; DNA-binding transcription factor activity. Bases 491 to 1348 code for a protein of 285 amino acids.
ACAUAUGUUAUCAUUGCAUAGUGUUCGUGUUUUAGGUACCAAACAUUUUAUUCUGUAUACCAAUACUUUUUCAAUUCUCUGCUUUUUUUUCUUUACCCUAUUUCUUCAUUCUUGAUUCUGUUUCCAAGGGUUUUUUUCUUUUCUACUGUGUUUUAAAUCCACUUAGAUUUCUUGGUGGCUUGUUUUACCGAUAAACAUCUCAUUGCAUCUUCUUCUUCCUAAUCAGCUCUCCCUCUCUCCCUCAAUUAGAUGGUAUCAUCUUAAUUUGAUUUUUGUCUCUCAAAGAAGUUUACAGAUCUAGGAAGAAAUUAAGGAUCAUCUUUCUUGAAAAGGCGUAGGAAAUUUUGUGUGUGUGAUUUUUGUUCUUCCUUCAACAAGAAAAAGGUUAGGGUUUGAAUUUUGUUUGCAUACACAAAUUCAAUCAACAGAGUUUAAAGAAAGCAAAGAUCAAUCAUCAGCUUUAGAUCCUUCAUUUCUUUCAGCUGAACCAAUGAAAUCUGCAAGUAUGGCUAAUAGUAAUCGGUGGUGGACCGGUGGCUUGCCAGUCGUUGAACCGGCUAUGAUGAACAAACACGAAAGUCAAUUUCCGAUCAAUGAAAACAGUGGUGGAAGCAAUGAAUCUGAUGAUAAAGAUGCUGUAGAUGAGCCUAAAGAGGGUGCUGUUGAGGUUGGCACACGUAGACAGCGAGGCCGACCGCCGGGAUCCAAGAACAAGCCAAAACCACCAAUUUUCGUAACCAAGGACAGCCCUAACGCCUUGCGUAGCCACGUCAUGGAGGUGGCUGGUGGCGCAGAUGUGGCUGAGAGCAUAGCCCAAUUCGCCAGGAGGCGUCAAAGAGGGGUAUGUGUAUUGAGUGGUGGUGGAUCAGUGACUAGUGUCACUAUAAGACAGCCUGCUGCACCUGGCUCCGCUGUGGCACUACAUGGAAGGUUUGAAAUUCUGUCAUUAACCGGAGCUUUCCUCCCAGGCCCCGCUCCUCCCGGCGCGACCGGCCUGACGGUGUACCUAGCCGGUGGUCCUGGGCAGGUGGUGGGAGGAAGUGUAGUAGGACCCCUAGUUGCAGCAGGGCCAGUAAUGGUUGUCGCUGCCACUUUUUCUAAUGCAACGUAUGAAAGAUUGCCACUUGAAGAUGAAGAAGAUGGAGGCGUCUCCACCCCGCCGGCUCCCGUGGCCAGAGAAACAGAAAAUUCUCCGCCAGGAAUCGGAACAAGCGGCGGACCACAACAACAUGGGAUUCCUGAUCCUUCAGUACUUCCAAUUUACAAUUUUACGUCGAAUUUACUAGCAAAUGGUGGACAGUUGAAUCAUGAAGCAUAUGCUUGGGCACACCCUCGACCUCCUUAUUGACAGGAACAGAAAAUAAGUAGGUAAUUGCAAUAAUAAUAAAUUAUGUGUUUGUGUGUUGUGUUACAUGGAAAUUUAGGUACAAAUUAGGGAUUUUGGGAUGUUGAUUCGGCUUUAUGAUUACAGACCUAAAAUCUUUAUCUCAUACUGAAUGUCUUCUAAAAAAAGUGUUGGGAUGUUUUAGCUAUAUAGAGCAUUGUUCUCUACAUAUGUAAAGUAUUGAAACUUAAUUUUCCAACUUGUUUGGAAUAAAAAUAUGUUUUCUGCAAUAA